AGACUCCAGGUCUCCAAGGUUAUCCCUCUAUGGCCUCCAGAUCUCACCAGGGGCUGGAGGGUCUGUGGGGCAGCAAGGGAUAGUGCUGGGUGCCCUCAGCACCUGCCAACACUGUGCUUCCAGCACCACGCUCCAACAAAAUCCCUCAGGAGCACCCCUAUGUCUGCUUGAGGGAAGUUUUGGGGGUGCAUUGCUGUUUUACAGUAAAAGGGAAAAUUCAGUCCAAGGAAGAGCAACAUUACUCCUUGCAAAGGCAGCUGUGGUGCUUUUCCCAUCGGAGGACCAUGCUGUGCACCAAGGGAACCUCACCUUGUUCCUCAAGGAGCUGAGAACUCCUACAUUUCCAAGUGCUGUACUGGGGCUGGGGGACUGGAGGAAUCGUAGAAUCCCAGUGUGGUGUCCCGUCCCUCCAGGGUCCCUGCCAUGGUACUCAAGGUGUUCUUCCCGUCGUGCUGCUCCUCGGCAGACAGCGGCAUCCUGGUCGGCCGCUGGCUGUCGGAGCAGAGCUCUGCAGUUGUCCUGGCCGUGGUGCACUUCCCCUUCAUCCCUGUGCAGGUGAAGCAGUACCUCGGGGAAGUUCAGCGCGCGACCAAAGUCAGCCUUUCUGUGCUCGGCUCCUGGAGCAACAGCAAACAGGAGAAAGAGGAGGGUCUGAGUGAGUUCUUGGAAGACCUUGGGACCAUAUUCUCCCAUGAGCCUUGGAUUCAGAUAAGCAAAGAGGGAGACAGCAAGUUUUGGAGCUGCUCUACCCUUCAGAAACACUCCAGCAGCCCUAAGGAGGAAGAAGUCAUCUUGGUGUACUAUGACCAGCGCAAAGUUAUGCUCUCCCAUCUGCACCCCCCUCUGGACACAGCUGAUGGGAGGGCAGAGGAUGCCUCCAAGCUCUCUGCCAUCUUCGACACCGUGGCCAGGAGCAGGGUGCUGUUCAUGACAGACAGGUACGACGAGGGGCCCAUCAAGCUGACCCACUGGCAGUCGGAGGGAGUCGAGGCCAGUAUCAUCGUGGAGCUGCUCAAACAGGCCUCUGUGCCUGCCUGCAUGCUCCUCACAUUCCUGCUCUCACUGGUCUCUGGGAUCUGCAGGAGCACGGUGCUGAAGUUUUGGCCUUUGUCUUUCUUAUGGAGCAAACUCUCAACUUGUGAGCAGCUGGGACAUCGCCUGCAGCACCUCCAGGUCAUCAGCAGCAACAAGAAGGCUCAAACCCAGACUCAGCUGAUGAGGAAAGCCAACAUCUUUGUCUCUCUACUGAUUGAUGUGGCCCUGGGGAUCCUGCUGAUGUCCUGGCUCUACAGGAAGAACCGAAUUGGUCACCUUGCUGACACUCUCAUCCCUGUGGCUGACCACGUAGCCGAGGAGCUCCAGGACCUGCUCCAGUGGCUGAUGGGAGCCCCAGCUGGACUGAAAAUGAACCGAGCUCUGGAUCAGGUUCUGGGCCGCUUCUUCCUCUACCACAUCCAUCUCUGGAUUAGCUACAUCCACCUGAUGUCGCCCUUCAUCGAGAUGAUCCUGUGGUAUGUGGGGCUGUCAGCCUGUCUGGGCCUCACUGUGGCUCUGUGCAUCCUCUCCGACAUCAUCGCGCUCCUCACCUUCCACAUCUACUGCUUCUAUGUCUACGGGGCCCGGCUCUACUGCCUCAAGAUCUACGGGCUGUCGUCCCUGUGGCGCCUGUUCCGGGGGAAGAAGUGGAACGUGCUCCGGCAGCGGGUGGACUCCUGCUCCUAUGACCUGGACCAGUUAUUUAUUGGCACUUUGCUGUUCACCAUCCUGCUGUUCCUCCUGCCUACAACUGCACUGUAUUAUUUGGUGUUUACCCUGCUCCGAUUGCUGGUGGUGAUUGUGCAAGGCCUCAUACACUUGCUCGUUGACCUGAUUGACUCUCUGCCCCUUUAUUCCCUGAUCCUUCGGCUCUGCAGAUCCUACAGGCUCGCAGCUGGAGUGAAGUUCAGAGUCCUUGAGCAGCAGGAUGGGAAACCUCUGCGGCUCCUUAUGCAGAUCAACCCUCUCUCCUAUGGUGCUGUUGUACAGACAUACAGGCUGCCUACCUACAGCUGUUACCCCAAGGACUCCUGGGCAUCUCUCUGCAAGAAGCUGUUCCUUGGAGAGCUGAUCUACCCUUGGAAACACAAAGGAGAGAAGCAGGACUAAAGACAGUGAAAGAGCUGGAGAACUUGGCCAGAAAAACAUACUGAAUCCUAAUGCUUUAGGACCAAAGGCUUCUUGGAGCCAGCAACUGCCACAUCCCUUUAAAUAGAUUUUGGUAACAUGAGAGGGGCUGAAUUUUUAAAGGCAAGUGUUUUAAAGCAUUA
This is a messenger RNA of Chiroxiphia lanceolata (lance-tailed manakin), 2306 nucleotides long. It is a transcript of the gene PIGQ, whose product is annotated as phosphatidylinositol glycan anchor biosynthesis class Q. Gene Ontology annotation, cellular component: membrane; endoplasmic reticulum. The record is from RefSeq and is a predicted model, not a curated record. Gene Ontology annotation, biological process: GPI anchor biosynthetic process. The coding region runs from base 424 to 2145 and encodes 573 amino acids. The transcript is spliced from 11 exons. NCBI's taxonomy places the organism in Eukaryota, Metazoa, Chordata, Aves, Passeriformes, Pipridae.